AUGCCCCGACCGACCGUUAUACUCGGUGGGUUGUGGUCUUGUCUUUGUGCUUCAUCCAGUGUCGCUACCCUGCAUUGUGCCCGAUAUUCUCUACUAUCUGAAAAACGGCUACUCAAACGCAGCUCAUCGGUGCUCCGCGGCUCACUAUCGAGCUUUCCGCGAAGAUGUCACGGCACCCUCUACCCCAGACCAAGACAACAAACCCUCGAAAUUGUUGAAGAAGAUGGGAACUACUCUGAAAAGAACGGUCAUGGCGCUCCUCGGAAUGAUGGCGUCUCUUCAAUGAGAAUCAAGUCCAGCGCACCGGAAUCAUUCGAAGAGCUGUCUACGUCUCGCCUGGAACACAUGCUCCAAGAAAGAGUGACCAAAAACCCGAGUAUUCCCGGUGCGAUGCAGAUAUUGCGUUAUCUCAUUCAAGUCCGCGGCGUCAAUCCCGAGACGCGACACUACCGAUGUUUAAUACUUGCCCAUUCGGACCCGAACUAUGGUUCACCACAAGUCGUUCUUGAUUUGCUAAAGGAGAUGGAGGGAAAUGGGAUACCGGCCGAUUCAGCUACACUUCAUGCGGUUCUUCAGGUUCUUGCGGUUCACCCGGAUUACUUGCUGCGUCAAGAUAUUGUGCGCACUCUCCGACACCGAUGGCUUACCCUGAGCCCUGCCGGGUGGCAUUUCCUGGUUGCUGGUCUGAUCAGAGAACACCAGUUUGAGCUGGCGCUGGAUCAUAUCGAGCAGAUGGAAAGGAAAGGUAGCGUGGUUGAGAACUGGCUUCCCAGCCUCUUAAUCUAUUAUAUAUGCGAUUACAAGGAGUUUGACGAGGUACUCCGGCUGAUGCGCUCACGGACAAGCCGUGGCCAUGAUAUAAGUCUGGAGCUGUGGUCGUAUGUGCUGGAUAUGGCAAGCGCUGCUUCUCAUCAUGAGACCACACGGUACAUCUGGAGAAAGAUGGUGGAAUUGAAAUACCUUCAGCCCAGCGAUCAGACCUGCGAAAAUGUCCUCAAGGUGGCGGCGAAAGCUGGGGAUGUCGUACUCGCGGGAUCGGUGAUGAGAUUCCUGGUCGAUGCCAAGGUUCCGCUGAAGCUGGAAUACUACGAAAGAGUGGUGAAGGCCCACGUCAUGUCUGGGGAUCUGCGUUCUGGAUUUCAAAUUCUCUGUCAGAUGCACAUGACGGGGAUUUCGCUGGAGCCCAGCUCGACGCUUGCCAUCUAUAAUCACUUGACCAAGCAUAAGACCACCCCCCGCGACGCAUGGCGCAUGCUCAAGGACUUGAAAGCCUCCAAACGAGACAUACCAAUUGAGUGCGCAGAGGUCAUAUUCGAGGUGUGUGGGCAUUUCGCUUCUGAGAACCCCCACUGGGCACUCGAGGGGAUUGCAUUGUACAAGGAACUGUAUGCGCUCUGUCCCGACAAGGUCAAUGUCUCUGUCUACAAUGUACUUAUCGACAUGUGCCGGCAAGCCCGGAAUGUCGAUGCCGGGAUGUUCGUCGUGGAGGAGAUAGCCGCCUUGGGCGUGGUGCCCGACCAGACAACGUUCGAGUACCUCAUCAUGAUGUGCUUGGAAACAGGCAAUUUCGAGUCCGCAUAUAACUAUUUUGAAGACAUGUUGGCCCAUGACGCGCUCCCCCGCCCAGAGAUCUGCACAGACAUCCGGAAGAUCUGUGGUAAGUCGCGGGAUCACUUUGCGACACGCUUGAGGUAUCACUCGCGGAUCAUGGACGGCGCGCGAGACGACGGGAUCAAUGACACGCACCACGAGUCCCCGAGAACGGAGCAUUCUUCAUCAUUGGACACAGGAGCACGAUGGGCCAGGGAGAAGGAGCAAAAGAAGAAGACGAGACGAAAGAUAGCCUGUGAGCGGGCGCAAGAGGAAGAAGGGUGGCUGGACUAUGAGCCCGGGGGCCUGAUCCCCGAGGACCAGCUGGCCGCCAAGAAGGAUGAUAAAUAA
This is a messenger RNA of Aspergillus heteromorphus CBS 117.55, 1941 nucleotides long. Its product is annotated as pentatricopeptide repeat protein. Gene Ontology annotation, molecular function: protein binding. Bases 1 to 1941 code for a protein of 646 amino acids. The transcript is spliced from 3 exons. Lineage: Eukaryota; Fungi; Ascomycota; Eurotiomycetes; Eurotiales; Aspergillaceae. The record is from RefSeq and is a predicted model, not a curated record.